This is a messenger RNA of Amphiprion ocellaris (clown anemonefish), 3070 nucleotides long. RefSeq names its product coronin, actin binding protein, 1B (gene coro1b). Gene Ontology annotation, biological process: actin filament organization; cell migration. The transcript is spliced from 12 exons. Gene Ontology annotation, molecular function: actin filament binding. The record is from RefSeq and is a predicted model, not a curated record. Bases 312 to 1841 code for a protein of 509 amino acids. Lineage: Eukaryota; Metazoa; Chordata; Actinopteri; Pomacentridae.
GCGGAAGUGUCUGGGAUUCUGCUCAAUCCAUCUCUCCAAAACAGUAGUCUUUAAAGGGAGACUGGGCGAGCACUGUUUCUCUUUCCCACGUCCAUCAGCUGAGCUCCAGUCAGUGUCGCUAUUUAUCGUGGCUGUAACAUCGCGGGACCUGCUGUAACAGGUCUGCGCCACCAACGUGAACGCCUGCCUGGACACAGGAGAGGAUUAAGUUACUGCUGCUGGCGGAGGAUUAUUUUAUUGGCCUCAUCAUCUCUAGCCCGAAUAUCCAGGGAUCAUUUUUCCAAUUAAUACAGGUCGCUUAAAAGCCAGAUAUGUCUUUCAGGCGAGGUGUGGUCAGGCAAAGCAAAUUCCGCCAUGUCUUCGCCCAGGCAUGGAAAGCCGAGCACUGCAUUGAUGACGUCAGAGUGUCCCGGGUGACGUGGGACAGUCCUCUCUGUGCGGUCAACCCCAAAUUCAUUGCCGUUAUCAUUGAAGCGGGUGGAGGAGGUGCCUUCCUUGUCGUUCCAAUCAGCAAGAGUGGCAGAAUUGACCAGUCUUGUCCCACCGUCUGCGGUCAUGCAGCACCAGUGCUGGACAUCCAGUGGUCUCCUCAUGACGACAAUAUCAUCGCAAGUGCCUCUGAGGACUGUACAGUCAAGGUGUGGCAGAUCCCUGAUGGGGGACUAACAAGUCCAAUGACUGAGGCCAUUGUGACUCUUGAGGGACACAGUAAGAGAGUGGGAAUCCUGGCUUGGCACCCAAGUGCCUUCAACAUCUUGCUAACUGCAGGUUGCGAUAAUGUAAUUUGUGUGUGGAACGUGGGCACAGGCGAACUAGUGUACCAGCUUAGUGACGCCCACCCAGACCUCAUCUACAGUGUCAGCUGGAACAAGGACGGCAGUGCUGUCUGUACUGUCUGUAAGGACAAGGCCCUGCGUAUCAUUGACCCACGAAGAGGCACUGUUCUCAAGGUCAGAGAAAAGGUCCAUGAUGGUACCAGGCCUAUGAGAGCUGUGUUUCUCUCUGAUGGAAAAAUCCUGACCACAGGCUUCAGCCGAAUGAGUGAGAGACAGCUGGCUCUGUGGGAUAUGAAAGAUCUCUCGGAGCCAAUGGCCGUACAGGAAAUGGACACAAGUAAUGGAGUUCUUUUGCCCUUUUAUGACCCUGACACAAACAUGGUCUAUUUGUGUGGAAAGGGGGAUUGCACCAUCCGAUAUUUUGAAGUGACAGAUGAAUCCCCAUACGUUCACUUCCUCAGUUUAUACAGCAGCAAGGAGCCACAGAGAGGUGCAGGCUUUCUUAGUAAAAGAGGUGUGGAUGUCAACAAGUGUGAAAUUGCCAGGUUCUAUAAGCUGCAUGAAAGGAAAGUGGAACCCAUUUCAAUGACUGUACCACGAAAGGCAAAUCUCUUCCAGGGAGACCUUUACCCGGACACAGCUGGCCUGGAGCCAGCUCUCCUGGCUGAUGAAUGGAUAGCCGGGCAGGAUGCACCACCACUGCUGGUCUCUCUGAGCAGUGGUUACACAGCUCCUCCAUCCAAACACAGAGACACCCACAGAAGCAAGCCCAAGCUCACCUCUCAGGACUCUGGGACUGGGGGAGCCACACCUUCAGCAGGGAAUGUAGCCAGUUCCACAUCUACACCCACCACUGCUGCCAAGGAGACGGAAGAAGAGGUGUCACAGCCACGAGUAGCCACAAGGGAGACAGACGGGAAUGCUGAGAGGCCGAAGAAAGAGGAUGACGUUUUAAAUGAGCUGUUAGCAGAAAUGAAGGCACUACGGGCCGUCGUCCUCGCUCAGAGCCAGAGGAUUGAGUUGCUGGAGAGGCAGCUAGCUCGGAUUGAAGAUGGGGACGUGUGAGAAAGCAGGAGACUCACUACAUGCGGAUGGCAUUCCAACUAAAUCCAUAGACCAUAGCCUUACUAGAAUCAACAGUACCUUAAGCUGUGUGAGUGCAAGGAUUUAGUGUAAUGUAGCGGCCUACUGUGAGUCACAGCGGCUUACAGCCAGGUGAACUAUUGUGAUCAUUUUUUUAGAUGGAUUUCCCGGUUGUGGUUUAGAAUGGGGUGUCGUGUGCACAGAGUGAAAGUGACAGUAAGAUUUUUUUUUUUAUAUGGUGGUGCUAGAGUGCAGCUUUGCAAAAUCCUUGCUGUAAUUUAAAGGAUUCCCAAGGAGUUACUGCGACAUGAUUGCCUCAAAUUAUUGCACAAAGUGGUAAUUGAAAAGCAUUAUAUUCAAGCUAAUAAAGGUUGACAUACUAUAGCAAAGCAAGUCAGUACCUCUGAUAUGAUUUUUUUUUUGCCCUCUGAAGCACUCAGAAAUGUAACCAUUACGGCUAUUUAAUCAGGUAGUUAAAGCUGCUAAACUGUCAUGUCAUAUCAAACUCUAAAAUUGUUAACUCAUUGUGUGACUUGUGCUUUGUUCUACUACUUCAUCAUAGGACAUGGUGUGUAAAGUUUUAAAGUAGAAAAUGUUCUGGUGCAUUAACCAUGAUCUUGACAGUGAGAGUUGAGUGAAUGAUAGCUGAUGAGAGUGUAGUUGAAUAUUUAUGUGUAACGUAAUUCCGUGUAGUCUUUGCCGUCAAUGAAAAGGUAACACUUGUGAUUUUGUACCCCAUGUUGUAAGGCUAGAACAGUGGCUAUGUAAAGUUUUCUGAAACACCAUGAGGCAACAGUUUUGUCCAGGUUAUCAUAUACGUAUGAAAUGCUUACUUCUUUGUUGUUUUUUUUACGUGUGGAAAGGCGACAGAAUAGGUCUGCCUUUCUCAGAGCCAGGAUCUUUGAUAGGCAGAAAAAGAGUUAGUAGUUGCAAUGAAAUGUCAAACAUUUUCUGCAGUUGGCGAUGGCACUUGUUUUGGCGUUAAAGGAAGCACAGACUUGUUCGAUUUUAGUUUUGUGUUUUUGCCAUUACUUUACAUUUCGAGGCAUUAAUCUGUUACUUUUGUUAGUGUUCUGCGUCAAUGGUACAUUCAACAUCAAGAUUUUCCCUUUAUUACUUUCUUUAUGCACUGACCUCUUAAAACUAACUGUUAAAACAGUAGCAGGUUGAAUGAGACUACAUUGUGUAAAUCCAUUAAACAUUAAUUCCUA